Molecule: messenger RNA, 3399 nt
Organism: Prorocentrum cordatum
Lineage: Eukaryota; Dinophyceae; Prorocentrales; Prorocentraceae
Source: the annotation of a GenBank genome assembly
AUGCGUGGCACGGGCGGUGACUGGCUGGAGCUGCGUCGCCAACUGUUGGAUUCAGAUCUCGGCGGAGAGUCGAGCAGCAGCGGCCCGUCAGAAGUCUUGUCAGGUUGGUCACUGUUCGGAUCUCCGACCGACGAUGACGUGGACGGCCCGCCCGAGGGCGCCGACGCCGCCGCCAUAGCUGCUGAUGACAUGAUCGUCGAAGCCCCGCCCGUGGAUGCCAUAGUCGAGGUCCCACCCGCUCAAAGCGGGCGCGGCCGUCCACGUCGGAGAACCGUGAACGCUGUGCUCGCAGAUGUGACGACACACCACGGCGGCAUCUUGGCGCCGCCAGGGUCUGGGGCGCAGCAGCUCGAGAGCCAGGUCGACCCCGUCGACGGCGGACCCGAGGACAGCAUCGGCGGCGCAGCUCCAGCCAAUAUUAACCCUUUCGUGGUUUCAGAUGCAGAGUCGUUCAGACGCCUGGUGUUAGAGGUGGGCGAUGCAAUCGCCAACAACAUAAGUUUAGACGGGUUGUUGGACCAGACGCACAUGGAGAUCGGCCUGGUCUUCACAGAGGCCGUUCGCUCAGAUGAGACCCAGUUGCCUGCGAGGGGCGCCACGGGGUCGAACGACGAAGGCAAUAUAUACAACGACUUGCCCGACGAUGCUGACGAGAGGGCGAAACUGGUCAACGCCGAAUGGAACUAUGGCAUGUUGUUUGUGAAGCGGGGCAGCGGCGGCCAACCUUCCUCAUACGUCAGCUUCUCAUUCAGUCUCUGCACCCCUGUUCAAGUGGUUUCGAAUACAACUGGAGAAUGUUAUUACGCCGUGCUGCACCAGACCCGCCUGGCCGACGCAGACCGCAUCGCUCAGAAGUUCGCCCGCCACCAGAGGGCCUACAACAGCAACACUUUUCGGAGAGAGGUUAAGAAACUCAUACUUGCGCCUGGUCGGUUCACUUACCUGGCGGAGGGGGCCUGCUUGCCAGUGCAUGUGAAACGUCUCGAGCACCUCCUCGACCUUGCGGUGCCGCCCCGCACCCGCAAGAACGUGUGGAGGCGGAGCGUCAUAUGGGCUACGAUCAACGGCGGCAUCGACGGCUCCAGGCUCAUUCACUGGAAUGGGUGCGAAGAGAUAGUGGAGUAUUUCAUUCUUUUGCAGGGCUUGGGAAUAUUUGCCGACGCAUGGAGCAAGUGGAUUGCCGUGUAUUAUCCCAGCGAGAAGAAGGGCGCACAUCCGAGAGUUGACCUAGACGGCAAGGGCGCGCUCCAAGCGGUCCUGGACUCGAACCCAGCAGGCAUGAGCGUGCCGCAUCUCACCGUCGCAGCGCAGGAAGAGUUGAAAAAGCUCGAACAGAAGAGCCAUAGGGGUACCGUCACGAAGCACUUAGCUACUAUUGGCCCAGAUGAAGUCCUAUCCACUGCCGUCGUCGUGCUGAGAACAAUGAACUUGCACCGCGAUUUCAUCGGUGGGCUGAUCUACUCUUGUGGUGACCAUAAGAAGUUGAAACAGAAAGCGUCAGCAUCCCAGGCGUUGAAGGGCAACCAUGGCCGCACCUUCAUGUAUCAAGUUCUGGAGGCUUACGAUGUGGAGUUGGAGACUCGUCUGGUUGACAACGCUUUCUUUCUGAUGUCAGACUCCGCUCAUUGGGAGAGCAUCCCGCUGCGAUGCAGGACUCUGAGGUUGCAGUGCACUGCGUUCCGCUUGCUAUCUCAGGCCGUCUGCACGACAUCACUUAUCAAGUUGGAGAAAACAUGGUAUCCGAAUAAAACGUUUGCUGGUAUCCGCAGCGACGAUGCCAUGCAGGCGGCUCUCGACGAGAAGGAUUGCUUGCUCGACCCCUGGUCGCUGCAGUUCUGCAGGCACCACAGGUACGGGGUCAUCGCAGACGCGCGGCAUGACUUGAUGCACGUGGCUAGCUUGCUCCAUGAGGACACAGUGAAGCAGGAGUGGAGCCAAGGCGUCUUGCGACGCAUCAUCGCCUCACGAUCGGUCAACACGUGGGUUGCCAGCCUUUCCCGCAUCAACGUCGAAUGGAUCGGCCAAGGGUUCCGCAGGCUGGCGAGAGCCUUUCGGCAGCUUCGGACACCCAGCUCAAGCAGCCCUGCGGCCGACCAGCCAUGCCAGCAACAAGCCCGCGCUGCUGGCGCCCCGAGCGCCCCGCGGAGGCGGAAGCUGCGGGCUGCCGACGUCUUCUUCAGUCGUGAGUGCGGGCAGGAAGGCAACGCACAGCCCAGCUUCUCGGGGAUGUGGGCGAAGUUCCGCAGGCUGGGCGACGGCGACAUCGACGAGCUCCAGCGGCAGGCGGAUGAGGCCAACGCUGAGGUCAACGAGGGGAGGAGGCCUUUUCCGAUGGGUCGGCGCGAGAUGCAGCGGGCCAGGGCCCGCGCCGACGCAGAGGCAGUUGCCGCGAUGCACGUCCGCGCUCAGCUCGCCGAUGACAGAGUUGGUCAGCCUGCUCCCCUGCACCGCGCCCUGGAGGCCCAUGGGCGCACCCUCGCUGCCGUUGCUGCGGCUGCCCCGUCGGGUGCGUUGGCCGCCAGGCCGAGCGCAGACGCCCUUGCAGUCAUCAAGCGUGCUCUGCGGACCUCUUCGGACUCGGAGCGGCGUGAGGAGAAGGUUGCCGAGCAGCAGGUGGUCGAUUUCGCCGAGAGGGGCGGCCGCGCGGGCGCUCGGGAGCUGGCCCUGGCAGCGGGCCGCGUGGUGCCGCAUGCCGCUGACGCCAGCUUAUUCGUUGCCGACCCGAGGAACGCCCAGUCCGAGGAAGGCGCCCAGAAUUUCUUGCACGCCGAGUGGGCCGACGACUCCGUCUACCAGCGGGCGCAGCGACUCGCUGCGCUGACGGGGCAGACCCGCCCAGUGCGCGCGUUGCGAGGUCUCUUGCAUCGCUUCUGGCAUGGGCUGUCCCGCACAAUAUUGCACAAGGACUGCGAGGUGUUCGACGAGCCACCUGUCCACAGGAGGUGCUGGGAGGCUCGCCGUUGCAUAUGCUGCCCUGAGUCGGCGUCGCUGGUAAAGUUGAGGGCUAACCUCGAGAAGACCACGCGGCGCUUAUACCGCCCUGGAGCUCUUCGGUCCAACGUUGAUUCAGGGUUCAUCGUGUGCUGUUUCAUCGGCUUGGCUGUUCGGCAAGAUGGGGAUGGCGGCCCCGCUGCCGAGUGCGACGAUGGUGCCCUCUACGCGUUCAUGCACGUCGGCUUUCACAGCUGGAGCCCGUUCGAGCCCUUCUACGUCCCCAUGCGGACGCCAGGGUACGUCGUCGACUUGGACGGCGACCAGAAGCUCAGAGAACGCUUGGUGGAGUUGGAGGCGUUGCCUAGGAGUCUUGAUGCGUGGGCUGCUUGCGAGAUCUUCGACUUGUCGAAGCGUUGGCUGCUGGCGCACUUCGAGCUGAUCGAGAACGACACCGUCGUGGGCGCC